AUGGAAAAAGAAAAUGGAUAAACUUAUUCAUGAAAUAUUACAAGCUAAGAAGGACUAUAGUGGUAUUUGUAACAAGGCUAGUACUGGCGAUGAUAGUGUUAAUUAUACAACUUUAAAUCUAGAUUAUGAAAAUUUAGAAAAUGUUGAUACUAAAAAAUUGAAAAAAGAAAAAGAAAAUUCCUCUUUAAAUAUGCUAUCAUUUUUUCAUAAAUUGGGAAUUCAUUUUUUCGAAAAUCCAAAUAAUCAAAAAUUAAAAGUAAAAAUUGAAGGAAAUGACAAUAUCAAUGUCGUGACAAUAGAUAAUGCAUUGUCUCAAUAUAAUGUUUCCAAUUAUUUAUGGAAUUUGGUAUUUGAAUUAGAAGAGGAGGAA
This is a messenger RNA of Entrophospora candida, 370 nucleotides long. The record is from the annotation of a GenBank genome assembly. NCBI's taxonomy places the organism in Eukaryota, Fungi, Glomeromycota, Glomeromycetes, Entrophosporales, Entrophosporaceae.